Coccinella septempunctata (seven-spotted ladybird) is the source of this 1605-nucleotide messenger RNA. Its product is annotated as elongation factor Tu-like. The transcript is spliced from 5 exons. The record is from RefSeq and is a predicted model, not a curated record. Lineage: Eukaryota; Metazoa; Arthropoda; Insecta; Coleoptera; Coccinellidae. Gene Ontology annotation, cellular component: mitochondrion. Gene Ontology annotation, molecular function: GTP binding; translation elongation factor activity; GTPase activity. The coding region runs from base 95 to 1522 and encodes 475 amino acids. Gene Ontology annotation, biological process: mitochondrial translational elongation.
CUGUGAAUGCUAUCUUAACCUCACAAAAAAAUAAAAACAAAGACGAAGCCCCUGCUGAAAUUUUUUUCGUUUCAAUUUCUAAAAAAAUUUAUUUAUGACGAUUUUCCAGGUAGGACGCAAAGUCCUUAAAUGUUGCAACAGUUUUGUAUUCCAGCAGAGACAAAUUUGCGUUACUACGUUCAAAUUUGUUGAAUGUUCAAGAUGUUUAGGAGAUGUUCAUUUAAAAUAUUCCACUUAUACAAAUAUAAGGAGUCAUCUGGCUAAAAGACCCUGUUUGUAUGAUCGUAAAAAUGUGACAAAGACAUACUGUACAGAUAAUAAAGUUAAUAUCAAUAUUGGCACUAUAGGUCAUGUUGAUCAUGGAAAGACUACCUUGACAGCAGCAAUAACUAAAGUCUUACAGAAAGAAGGCUUAGCCAGCUUCAUGUCAUAUGAUCAAAUCGAUAAAGCCCCUGAAGAAAAAGCAAGAGGAAUUACAAUAAAUGCUGCACAUAUUGGCUAUAGUACAAAGAAAAGACAUUAUGCCCAUACUGAUUGUCCUGGACAUGCAGAUUUCAUAAAAAAUAUGAUAUCUGGUGCUUCACAGAUGGAUGGAGCGAUCCUAGUUGUAGCAGCCGAUGAUGGUGAGAUGCCACAAACUAGAGAGCAUUUACUUUUAGCUAAGCAAGUUGGAAUAAGAAAAAUAAUAGUUUUUAUUAAUAAAGCUGAUUUAUCUGAUCAAGAAGGUUUAGAAUUAGUUGAAUUAGAGAUAAGAGAACUCCUCGAGAAAUAUGGUUUCGAUAGCGAUGGUCCUAUAAUCUAUGGAUCUGCUUUAAUGGCAUUAAAUGGAAAUGAUCAUGCAUAUGGGGAGAAAUCAAUCAGGAAAUUAUUGGACGUAAUCGAUAAUUAUAUACCGAACCCAGAAAGAGAUUUGAAAUCACCAUUUCAGUUACCUAUUGACAGUGCAUUCACCAUAAAAGGUCGAGGAACUGUUGUAGUAGGAACAAUCAAAAGAGGUGUUUUGAAGAAAAAUCAAGAAUGUGAAUUACUUGGUUUUGAUAGUCAAAUCAAAACAACCAUAGGAGACAUUCAGGUGUUCAAAGACAGUAUACCAGAGGCAAAAGCUGGAGAUCAUGUGGGUAUUCUAUUGAGAAAUGUGAAAUCAAAAGCAGUUUCCCGAGGCAUGGAGUUAGUAGCUAAAGGAAGUCAAAUUUUCACAAAUAGAUUCAAAGCUAACAUAUAUUUUCUUACACAUGAAGAAGGAGGUCGAUCCAAACCUAUUACUAGUAGAUAUAGUCAGCAGUUAUUCAGUAAUACUUGGAAUGCACCGUGCAGACUUGAUUUAGAAAAAGAUGUACAAAUGUUUAUGCCAGGAGAACAUGGACAUGUAUAUCUAACUCUCCAGUGGAAAAUGGUAAUGAUGGUUGGGCAACCAUUCACAAUUAGAGAAAAUAAUGUUACAGUUGCUACAGGUAUCAUAACUGAAAGCUUGGAACCAGUAUAUAUAAAAUCCACUUUGGGUAAGCUGGAGUUACCCAACUAAAUAUUAUUAUCUCCUGCAAUGUUAGGAAAUAUCUAAGGGAUUUUCUAUGAAGAUUCAAAUGUAAAUAAAAAAUAUUUAUAAAA